AUUACGGCGCCUGGUAUGUUUACAAACCUUUGUUUAGUUCUUCUGUUGCGACUUGCCGGCUCGCUGGUUCCGAAAUUUCACUUUCAAUUAUCGGAAAAAAGCUAAAAAGAAGUCCCGGAGAAGGUCGAACAUAGUACAAUUUGGCAGAUGGCGUGACAGCUUUAGCUCAGCUCUAUGCUCUAUUUAACAAAUAGAUUCCAAGUUGCCGUGCGUCUGUUCAGUAAUAGAUCACAGAUGACGUCAAAAUGUGGUCUAAACGUGCUGUCAAGAGGAUCAGUGCCACUGACAAAAAAUGGACAGAAAUGAAGCCCCAGAUCUCUCUGACAUGGAAGAGAGAGAGCGCCUAAGAAUGGACCGUGAGCUAGAGGAAAUCAUUGGCAAGAUCAACCUUUUGCCCGAAGAUGAAAAGAAGCAAGAUAGAAGAGAUUUAAGAGAGCUUCGAGAGAAAACAGAGAAGAUGAAUUCCCACGCAAAAGAGACCAUUGAGAGCCUUCGUGCAGCGGCUAAGAAACUAGACGACGUAUGGAAGGACUGCAAGAUAUCUCAUUCUGUUGGAACCAGCGUUGGAAUACUGGGUGGGCUUCUUACAAUCGGUGGAGGAAUUGCAACAGUACUGACAGCAGGGGCUGCUACUCCUUUGUUGAUAGCAGGAUUGUCUCUUGGAGGCGCUGGAGCUGCUACAAACUUAGGGACUGCUAUCGUCGAGGCGGUGAUAAAUUCUGCUGAAAUCAAAGAGGCCGAGAAACACCUUGGUGAGACUAUAGACAGUGUUAACGAGGUAAACAGGAUUGUCCAGAAGGUUUUGAUGAUCAAGGAAAGAGCGAGGCUUAUUUAUAUUUAUUACCUUGCCAAGACCCUGGAGUUGGGAAGUCCUGUGGUCUUGAAGAUCCUUCGUGAGUUGGUGUUUCUCUCCGUAGGAACACCUACUAAAAUGGUAAUACAAGUAACAGAAAAGGUAAUGGCCUGUGCACAGGCAGCGAGUCAGGCCAGUGUGAAAGCUGCAACCCAGGGUGGUGCUCAAGGAGCGGGAAAGGCAGCUGCACAAUCUGUUGACGAUGUGGUACGAGCAACGGGUCAGGCUGGAGCUCAAGCUGCAGAUGACGUGGUCCAAGCAGGGGCUAGGGCGGGCUCCGAGGCAGUCGGUGAAGUUGUGGGUAAAGUCAUCAUUGCUGUCAAUGUUGCAUUCGUGGUGUGGGAUGCCAUAGACCUUGGCUUCACCAUCAGGGAUCUCGUUGAAAACAAGGGAUCUGAAGCUGCAAAAGUUCUGAGACAAAAGGCAGACAAACUCGAGAAUGUCAUGAAGGAGUAAAACUCAGCCAAAGGGAAGAGUUCGAAACGAUUUUCAAUGAUAAACAUAACAUUGAUCUGCGUUGAGGUGAACAUUUUUUACCAUGCAGUUAGUUGCAUUUGGCCAUUUUUGAUGAGGACGUUACCUCUUAGGACUGCAUUAACGGUAUAUUGCAAGUUUUCCAGGGGUGGAUCCAGGAUUUUGAGUGAGUAGUAUCCACCCGAGGACCCACUCCUGCUAGGGGGGUUCGG
Pocillopora verrucosa is the source of this 1539-nucleotide messenger RNA. The record is from RefSeq and is a predicted model, not a curated record. Lineage: Eukaryota; Metazoa; Cnidaria; Anthozoa; Scleractinia; Pocilloporidae.